CAAUGAGAGACAAGGAUGGCUUGGACCAGGAGGAGAGAGUGGAGAUGGGCAGAGCUGGGUCCAGGGAAUCAGGGAGCAAAGAGCCCAGGAUCCUCAGGCCAGCGCUGUCUGCACAUUGGGGAGAUGAAGGUCCCUGUAGCUGCUCUCUCCGUCCUCAUCCUUGCUGCUACCCUUGGAUCCCCUGCCCAUGGAUCCCCGGCCCAUGAAUCCUUGGAUGCUGAACCAAGAAUGGUGAUGCAUCAAUUGAAUCCCACAAUGCACUCUCAAGUGUUUCACCUUCCUCCUGACUGCUGCUGGUCCUAUACCAAACGAAAAAUCCGAUGCGUAUUCAUGAAAAGUUACUUUGAAACGACCAGUGGGUGCUCCCAGCCUGGUGUCAUCUUCAUCACCAAAAGGGGGCGGCGUGUCUGUGCCAACCCCUAUAAUGCGGAAGUUCAGGAUUGUAUAAUGAACAUGCAGCAGGACUCUGUGGAGAACCUGAGCAGGAGUCAUUUUAUAUACUGAGCAACUUGUUGAGUGAUAAGAAGGGAUGCUAGGUCCCAGCCACCCAUCUCUUGACUCUCUUACCUCACCUCCUCGGAGCUUCUUGGCCUGAAUUAUUUUUUCAAGCAACAAUUACUGCUGUGUUCUGAUUAUAAAAGAUGUUGCAUUAAUUAAACAUAUCCAAUUUAACUUGA
Eptesicus fuscus (big brown bat) is the source of this 677-nucleotide messenger RNA. RefSeq names its product C-C motif chemokine 15-like. The transcript is spliced from 5 exons. The record is from RefSeq and is a predicted model, not a curated record. Gene Ontology annotation, molecular function: chemokine activity; CCR chemokine receptor binding. Gene Ontology annotation, cellular component: extracellular region. NCBI's taxonomy places the organism in Eukaryota, Metazoa, Chordata, Mammalia, Chiroptera, Vespertilionidae. Gene Ontology annotation, biological process: cellular response to tumor necrosis factor; positive regulation of ERK1 and ERK2 cascade; cellular response to type II interferon. The coding region runs from base 16 to 504 and encodes 162 amino acids.